AUAUUUUAAGUAUUGUCUACUAUGAAAUUUGUUAACAAAAACGGAAAAGCCGUCAGUAUACCAACAAUAAAAAAUUGGGAAAUCACUAUUAAGGGAUUCCAAACAUUAUCAAAGGCUUUACACAUUAAGGGGAUACAAUCAUUACUUCCCAGAGUUUUAAACCAAGAUUCUUUAGAAAACUUAUUUGGAGGCAUUAGACGUGUUGGAUGCUCAAAUCCUAMGUGCAGCACUUUCAUGUCUUCAUACAAAACAUUACUACUUAAUAAUUUGUUUUCAUCUCACUCACCUGGGGCAAAUUGUGAGGAUUUCACUGAAGGAUGUUUACUGACGUACAAAUUUUCCAUUAGACAAGAAACUCCAGAAAUGCCACUUCUUUCGUGUGAUUUACCUGAACAAGUUAUUCCUAACCAGCUUGAUACAACUCAGUAUUUAAGAGACCUCACGCAUACAUUUAUUUCUGGGUAUAUUAUCAAAAAAAUUAAUAAAAACUUAUUAAAAAAUUGUAAAACAUGUUUAAAACUAAUAUGCUCAAAUAAUACAUCUAGUGAAAACUAUGAGCUAUUACAAGCUAGAGAAUACCAACCUUCUCGACCAUCUUUAAAAUAUCCAGCACCAUCAUUUGGUUUAUUAGUUAGUAAAAUAAUUGUCAAUAUCACUCAAUGUUUACCUUCUGUAUGCCAUCACACCAAAAUUAAAUCAAUUCUUAUAGAUAAAAUUCUUUCAAAUUUUAAUCUAAGUAUUUUACACUGUCCAAAGCAUGAUUAUAGUAUUCAAUAUAAAAUUGCUGAAUGCAUUGUAAAUUUAUUUCUUCAUUUUUGGUGUACCGAAGUUAACAGGAUACUGUCAGGAAAGUGUAAAAUUAAACACAAUGAAAAAGACCCCAUAAAACUGUUAGCCAACUUGUGGUACGAAAAACACUCUAAAAAAAAAGGUAAAAAUCUUAAUGUGGUGUGUUCACCAUAUAAUAUUUUUAUAUGUUCUUCUUUCAGCUUCGUCAACAAACUGCGGUACAAGGAGAUCAGUGGCAACUAUAACUCUGGUAGGCGAUCAGACGUUCGACCCUAG
Molecule: messenger RNA, 1065 nt
Organism: Diuraphis noxia (Russian wheat aphid)
Lineage: Eukaryota; Metazoa; Arthropoda; Insecta; Hemiptera; Aphididae
Source: RefSeq, a predicted model, not a curated record